Messenger RNA from Necator americanus (New World hookworm), 495 nucleotides. RefSeq lists its product as uncharacterized. The transcript has a single exon. The record is from RefSeq and is a predicted model, not a curated record. The coding region runs from base 1 to 495 and encodes 164 amino acids. Lineage: Eukaryota; Metazoa; Nematoda; Chromadorea; Rhabditida; Ancylostomatidae.
AUGGCAACAGGGGUACUAUGCGACAAGAAAGUCCCUGUUCGACUGAAAUCGAAGAUCUACAGGACGGUUGUGCGUCCUGUUGCCCUUUACGGAUGCGAGUGCUGGCCAACGACGAAAGCCUUGGAAAGAGUGCUGCACGCUCUGGAGAUGCGGAUGUUGAGGUGGACGAUAGGCGUAACGCUAAAAGAGAAAGUAUCCAACGACACUGUACGUUCCAUUUUCGGCGUCGCCCCGGUAACUGAGAAGAUAAAGGAGGCGCGAGUGAGAUGGUUUGGUCACGUCUUGCGACGGGAGGAAAAUUCUGUUGCCAAAACCGCUCUGAAGCUCGAAGUUUCAGGAGUGAGGCCGCGUGGGAGGUCAAAGAUUCGCUGGUUAGACCGUGUGAAGCUGGAUAUGAUAGAUGCACGUUUGUGUACGGCUGAUGCAAUGGAUAGAACCAAAUGGAAGACAAGAAGCAGAAAAGCGGACCCUGCAACAACGCGGGACAAACGCUAG